CAGGACAAGACUUUUUUUAGACUCCGAAAGUCCAUUCGCAAAAGCCAGCCGCAUCUAUCCCCCUCUCAACGCAAGCUCUCGAACGAUCUCACUUGACACAACUCAAACAAUAUGUCCAAAAUCUUCAAAAUUGUCACAUUGCCAGGAGAUGGGAUUGGUCCUGAGGUGGUGGAACAAGCUGUGCGAGUGCUAGACGUGAUCUCGGAAUCUGGUCAAGUCAAGUUCGAUGUGAAGGCCCACGACUUCGGUGGUAUUGCCAUCGACAAUCAUCAAACUCCUUUGCCGCCAUCGACGCUAGAGGCUUGCCAAUCAGCCGAUGCGAUCUUAUUAGGUUCUGUGGGCGGUCCUAAAUGGGGUGUUGGCAAGAUUCGACCUGAGCAAGGCUUACUCGAACUUCGCAAAACUCUCGGCUUGUAUGCCAACAUCCGACCGGCUCUUUUCCCAUCAAACUCAUUAGUGAAGAUGUCACCUCUGAAAGAUGAGGUUGCUCUAGGUACUGAGAUUAUCGUCGUCCGAGAGCUAAUCGGUGGUAUAUAUUUUGGUAAACGCACCGAAGCCACUUCUUUUGAGGCAGAUGGAGGCGAGGCUAGUGUAGCUCGCGAUGAAUGUAGUUACAGCGUGAAGGAAAUCCAGCGAAUCGGUAGAGUCGCUGCAUUUUUGGCCAUGACGACUACCCCACCAAUGGCGGUUCACUCGGUUGACAAGGCUAACGUUCUGGCCACCUCGCGACUGUGGCGAAAAGUAAUCACCGAUCUGUUCUCCACUGAAUUUCCUCAACUCCAACUCGAUCAUCACCUCGUCGACUCAGCAGCGAUGGUCAUUUGCUCGAACCCGCGAAAAUUGAACGGUAUAGUAUUAACUGAAAACCUGUUUGGAGAUGUCUUGAGUGACGAGACCUCUGUGAUCCCGAGUUCCUUGGGCUUGUUGCCUUCGGCUUCUUUGGCUGGGAUUCCCGAUCGCCGUUCCAAGUGCCUCGGUGUAUAUGAGCCAAUUCAUGGCUCGGCACCAGACAUCGCUGGACAAGGUAUCGCAAAUCCGAUUGGGACUAUCCUCUCGGUAGCAAUGAUGCUGCGAUACUCCUUAGCUCUUGAUUCGCAGGCCGAAGCCAUUGAAUCGGCCGUGAGAAAGGUCUUAGACGACGAGACCGAGGGUGGACUGGGUUUGAGGACGGCUGACCUCAAGGGAAAAGUGACAACCAAGGAAUUGGGUGACAGCGUUGUGGAUACUCUUAGAUCGAUCUUGUCUUCUCAAAAACCAUGAAGUCAUUUUGAAACUUUUACACCAUAUCUCCUAUUUGCCAUUUCUCAUUGUAUGCACUAGAGCUGUCUGCUUGGCAGCGAUAAAAUACCUGGGCAAUAGUAUAGUGACCUUGAG
Messenger RNA from Melampsora larici-populina 98AG31, 1374 nucleotides. RefSeq lists its product as uncharacterized. NCBI's taxonomy places the organism in Eukaryota, Fungi, Basidiomycota, Pucciniomycetes, Pucciniales, Melampsoraceae. The record is from RefSeq and is a predicted model, not a curated record. Gene Ontology annotation, cellular component: cytosol. Gene Ontology annotation, biological process: L-leucine biosynthetic process. Gene Ontology annotation, molecular function: 3-isopropylmalate dehydrogenase activity. Bases 112 to 1260 code for a protein of 382 amino acids. The transcript is spliced from 4 exons.